This is a messenger RNA of Callorhinchus milii (elephant shark), 1510 nucleotides long. It is a transcript of the gene preb, whose product is annotated as prolactin regulatory element binding. The transcript has 9 exons. Gene Ontology annotation, biological process: protein secretion. The coding region runs from base 4 to 1272 and encodes 422 amino acids. Lineage: Eukaryota; Metazoa; Chordata; Chondrichthyes; Chimaeriformes; Callorhinchidae. The record is from RefSeq and is a predicted model, not a curated record. Gene Ontology annotation, molecular function: protein binding; GTPase activator activity; guanyl-nucleotide exchange factor activity. Gene Ontology annotation, cellular component: endoplasmic reticulum membrane.
GCGAUGCACCGCCGCCGGGACCCCGAGCUGUACCGCGCCCCUUUCCCGCUCUACACGGUCCGUGUACCCCGCGCGGGGCUCGCGGUGGUGGCGGGCGGUGGGGGCGCGUCCCGCACAGGGGUCAGGAACGCGGUGCAUUUUGUGCGAUUGGAGAAUGUUGAAGGGCAGAUCUCUGGCACUCUGAUUCAUUCCUAUGACACAGAGACACGUGCUACUAUGACUAUGGCUUCAAGUGGCGAUUUUUUGGCAUCUGGACAGGAUGCCUCAUGCCACAUCCUCCGAUUCCGAGAACCAAAACACAAAACCCAGGGGCAGAAAGCUGGGAAAAAUGAGGGUAAAGGAGCAAACAAGACUGAGGUGAGGAAACGGAAGCCAGGCAACAGGACGGCAGGGGAUGGCAGUGGGGAUCUGCACCGCGAAGCACCAGCCAUUGUGGUGGAGUCCCUAAAUGUCGUACAGACGGACUUCAGUACAGACGCUCUUCAGAAAGCUGUCAGACUGAACCACGAUGCCUCUCUGCUUGUCACGGGGGGAGCCGACGGCUACAUUCGCGUCUGGGAGUUUCCCAGCAUGAAGAAAACUUUGGAUUUUAAAGCUCAUUCCAGCGAGGUGGAAGAUGUGGACAUCGGGCCCGAUAACAAAGUGGUGUCUGUGGGCAGAGACUUCACUUGCUGUGUGUGGAAGAAGGAUCAGCUGGUGAUGGGAUUGAGUUGGACUGAGAACAUGCCUCAUGUGGCUGAGAAGAGUUACAGAUAUCAGGCCUGCAGGUUUGGAAAUGUAGAAGAUAAUGAAGAAGCUUUUCGUCUCUACACAGUUCAGAUUCCACACAAACGAGAAAGGAAACCGCUCCCGUGUUACAUCAGCAAAUGGGAUGGGAGGAAUUUCCUCCCUCUCCUGACUCGGGGGUGUGGCAAUGAGGUGAUAUCUUCCCUGGCUGUCAGUGAUCAGGGGACAUUUAUCGGCCUUGGCACUAUUACUGGAUCGGUAGCAAUCUACAUCGCCUUCUCCUUACAGCGAGUUUACUAUGUAAAGGAGGCGCACGGCAUUGUGGUAACUGAUCUGGCUUUUCUGCCUGAUACGAGCCCUGCAGGGAGAGAGAUUCUUGGACACAAUGAAGUGGCUUUGCUGAGCGUGGCCGUGGACAGUCGCUGUAAGCUGCAUCUGCUGCCCAACAGACGACUCUUCCCGAUCUGGUUUGUGUUACUACUUUGUGGACUUCUGAUCGUCUUCACAAUCCUCCUGUUACAGCACGUCUUCCCUGGACUCUUAUAGCCGAUUCACAGUGCAUGACAUGGUCACUUGUACUGUCCCAGGCACUUCUCUUCCUUUCCUUCUCAAAAUCUGGAAUGUCUCUAACCUUCAAUCAGCCACUUGUGCCAGACAGUGGAGUAUUGAACAUUAAAACGCCACUAGUUUUCCCUUAUUCUUGUAUUAAUUCAGAUAGUAGACUUGAAAUACUUUUUAAAUUUGAACCAAAUGAUGUAAAUAAAACCACAAACUAUUUCUGUCA